Messenger RNA from Mucor mucedo, 2817 nucleotides. RefSeq names its product armadillo-type protein. Gene Ontology annotation, biological process: late endosome to vacuole transport; protein phosphorylation; macroautophagy. Bases 1 to 2817 code for a protein of 938 amino acids. The transcript is spliced from 15 exons. Lineage: Eukaryota; Fungi; Mucoromycota; Mucoromycetes; Mucorales; Mucoraceae. Gene Ontology annotation, molecular function: protein binding; ATP binding; protein serine/threonine kinase activity. The record is from RefSeq and is a predicted model, not a curated record. Gene Ontology annotation, cellular component: nucleus-vacuole junction; phosphatidylinositol 3-kinase complex, class III, type I; phosphatidylinositol 3-kinase complex, class III, type II.
AUGGCCGUCAACGAUUAUAAAAGCGAAUUAACGCCUGCCAUGGAUAUCUUUUCAGUUGGAUGUGUUAUUGCUGAGUUGUUCUUGGAAGGUACGCCCUUAUUUACUUUAUCUCAACUAUUCAAGUAUAGAAGUGGAGAAUACAAUCCAGACACCAGCUUGGAGAAAAUUGAGGAUAAAAACAUUCGGGAUAUGGUGAAACACAUGAUCCAAAUUGAUCCAACAUCUCGAGUGACCGCAGACGAAUAUUUAGCAGAAUGGCACGGAAAAUCCUUUCCUCACUACUUUUACUCGUUCUUGUACCAACAUAUGAGCACCAUGAUUGAUAAAAUUGAUCAUCAACAUCCACAGGCUGAAUCUACCAUCAUGUCAGCCUUAUCAUCAGCUUAUCCAAGUGUCAACAGCAAAAAUUCAACCAAUGCAGAUGAAAAGAUUGAUCGUGUUUUUUACGAUUUUGAAAAAAUCAUGUAUUAUAUCUCUUUCCCUUGCGAUGAUCUUUCCAACGAUGGUGAAAAACGUAGAGCUCGAACAGAAUUGUCAAAUACAACUACAGCUUCAUCGAUAUUACUUCCACCCACAUCCAAUAUACCUAAUUUCUCUUCUAGUACUGAGAAUCCUCCCAUAUCUUAUAAGCCUGGCGAGGAGGGUUCUUUAAUCCUUUUGUCAUUUAUCUGCUCAAUGAUAAGAAAUACACUGUAUCCCAGUUCCAAACUAAAAGCGUUAGAUAUAUUACUCGCUUUAGCUGAACGUCUUCCCGAUGAUGUCAAACUGGAUCGCCUAGUACCUUAUCUGAUUGUACUCUUAACAGACGAAGCCUCUCUUGUUCGAGCCAACGCGAUCAAGACACUGACACAAGUGUUGUGUAUGGUAGAAUCAAUUUCGCCUAUUAACGCCCGUAUUUUCCCUGAAUACAUUAUACCCAGCAUUCGUCCAUUUUCAACUGACCCCGAUGUUCUUGUACGAUCCACGUAUGCCAGUUGUAUUGCCUUGUUAGCCGAAACCGCGCUUCGAUUUUUAGAAAUGACGCAAUUAUUAAAAACAGAUACGGUAUAUCCUGUAGCAGACACAGACACGGAAGAUCUCGAUUUUGAGUCUGCUUAUGAUUCUUCGCUUCAAGAUCUUCAUGCUGUGAUUCAGGAACAGGCCACUAUCUUAUUGAUCGAUAGUGAAAGUUCUGUUAAGAGAGCUUUGCUCACGAACAUUACUUGUCUUUGCGUUUUCUUUGGAAGACAAAAGGCCAAUGACGUUUUACUUAGUCAUAUGAUCACCUAUCUCAAUGAUAAAGAUUGGAUGCUCCGGAGUGCCUUUUUCGAAAGUAUCAAGGGAGUGGGUACCUUUGUAGGUGCAAGAAGUCUUGAGGAAUACAUUCUACCCCUCAUGAUACAAGCAUUGACAGAUGCCGAGGAAUUCGUGGUGGAAAAAGUAUUGAAUUCACUCACCAGUUUAGCAGACCUUGGAUUAUUUCAAAAGAUGAAACUAUGGGAACUCGUCGGUAUUGUUUGGCCGCUUCUUUGUCACCCCAAUGAAUGGAUUCGAAAUGGUGCUGUGGGCUUUAUUUCUUCUACUGCCAAACAUCUACCCAAGACAGAUGUGUGGUGUAUCGUCUAUCCUUUAAUCCGCCCUUUUCUCAGGUCGGAUAUUGCAGAUAUCAAUGAAGAGUCAUUGCUCCAAAACAUGGAAACACCCAUUCCUCGUCAAGUAUACGAGCAGUCCAUUAUUUGGGCUACAAAAGCUACUCCUCGAUCCAACUUUUGGAAGACACAAAUAACAAAACCUACAAAGCAGGCCGCUUCCACAUCCAAAGACGAACUUCAUUUGGAACGUUUAAGAGCAUUUGGUAUGUCUGUAGAAGAUGAAGAGAAGUUACGAUAUAUGCGGGAGUAUAUUUUUAAAGUGUCUAAAACAAAGAUAAGUCGACCCAAAACUGCAGAUGAUUUCAAUAUGGAGCGUGGAGAAAUCCUUCUCAAAAACCUCAAUGUCACUCCCAUGACAGUCUUCUUACCAGAUCUAUCACAAAAACUACGCUCCAUGAAAUCAAAGACAGCAAGCACACAAACAUCCGUGAUACCAAGAUCCAUUGUCCAGUCUCGUUCUCGAGACGAUCUCUGUAAAAUAAGUCGAGUGGCGAAUCAACCUCAUAUACAAGCACUUGCCACCAGUAGUAUCACGGCCAACAAAGAAAACCAUAAUCAUCAUGAACGUUCCUCCUCGAUCCCCAUUAUCAAAACAGGUAAUCGUGCUAUCAACUCUCCUAUUCCAAGUCCGUCGGAUUAUACCUAUGGAUCUAGUAUACCUCGCAGUUUGGAGCGACCCAAGAGUAAAGCAAAAAAAAAAAAAAAAAUUGGAUAUGCUCAUUUACAAAAACUCUUGUACAAGAUUGCUAUGGAAGCAUUUCCUCCUCAUAUCCCAGAAUUUUCUGCAGAUCCAUUAGUGAUGAAGCGUAUUCGAAGACUCACACAGGGAACACCCAUAGCGAAAAACAUCAAUAGUUGGAAACCCGAGGGAACACUUGUAGCUCAUUUCACCGAACAUACAGCCACUGUCAACCAAUUGGCCAUCUCUUGGGAUAAUCUCUUGUUUGCUUCCUGUUCAGAUGAUGGUACAGUCCGUAUCUGGGAUUGCUCUCGUUUUGAAAAGAAUGUCACCAAUCGUUCUCGUGCCACUUACAGUCAACAGGGAGGUCGUAUCAAAUGCUUGACUUUUAUUCAACAGACCUAUAGUAUUGCUGCUGCUUCAGAUAAUGGUAGCAUCCAUGUCUUCCGGUACGUUCAUUCUUCCCAAACACAAUUUUCUAUUCAGACACUCCCCCCCCCCCCUUAA